UUUCUUGAAAAUGAAAAUCCUUUUCUGUUUACUGAUCUUAUUUUUUCGGUUUGCUCAAAUACUGAGUUCUUUUCACUUCUCUAAAGGAUAUGAUGUUCAUGUUGUGAAUGGGAUACACCUAAGUCCCAAUCCAUUGAGGAUUCAUUGUGCUUCCAGAGAUGAUGAUUUAGGAUAUCAUACACUAAGUGAAAAUCAAGAUUUUCAUUGGCACUUUUAUGAAGAUAUACUUCUCAGAACAUUAUUUUUCUGUCACUUUUGGUGUGGAAAGAGGCAAAAAGCUUUUGUUGUUUUUAAGGAUCCCACCGCCUGUCAUAUUGGUCAAGGGGACGAUGAUCAUAAUCAGUGCUAUUGGCUUGUAAAAGCAGAUGGGUUUUAUUUUGCCAAAAAAAAUCCCCCUUCUCCCUCUGAUUUGAAGAAAAAAUAUGACUGGGAAUUAUCCCCUUAGACAUUAUAAUCUUCACAUUAUACUUAGAUUAUGAAAUAAAAGAACAUAUAGUUAUGUUUAAUGUCUGUUGUCUCUCCUCUUGCCCAGUGUAAAAUGGGUUAUGUA
Messenger RNA from Olea europaea var. sylvestris, 550 nucleotides. RefSeq names its product S-protein homolog 24-like. The transcript has a single exon. NCBI's taxonomy places the organism in Eukaryota, Viridiplantae, Streptophyta, Magnoliopsida, Lamiales, Oleaceae. The record is from RefSeq and is a predicted model, not a curated record. The coding region runs from base 11 to 445 and encodes 144 amino acids.